This is a messenger RNA of Sordaria macrospora k-hell, 702 nucleotides long. Lineage: Eukaryota; Fungi; Ascomycota; Sordariomycetes; Sordariales; Sordariaceae. The record is from RefSeq and is a predicted model, not a curated record.
AUGCCAUUGUCUUGUGGUAUCGGAGCCGAGAUCUGUCUGGGAGCGCUGAUGGUUGGGCGGUUCUUCCGCUUGCCACCGCUUCUCAGCGAUAUCUUCGACCGUUCUUCGGACAUGGUGGUCGUCGCUACUCGUGGCGAGGCGUCGGUGAUUAGGAGGGCUGAUGGCAUUGGGAAACGUCUCCGCAGUCCGGAUGGACACACCCCCUGGAAAGCGGGUACCUCCUACGCCGUCUACUUCGACUAUAAGAGGCGCAAUGACCCCGAGUUUAGGAGACAGCUCAGACGCAGCGCCAGGCGACAGGCCCGCCAGGAGAAGGAAUACGCCGAGUUGAGCCAGCAGGCCCAGAGACAACGGGUCAGGCAAAUGGUCGAUGAGGCCAAGGAGGAGGGCUUCCCUACCACUUCGGAUGAGAAGGAGGCCUACUUCCUCGAGCAGGUCCAGGCUGGCGAGAUCUUGGGUCAGGAUCCCACCAAGGCCGUCGAUGCCGCCCUCGCUUUCUACAAGGCCCUCAAGGUCUACCCCACGCCCGGCGACCUCAUCAGCAUCUACGACAAGACCGUCGCCAAGCCCAUCCUCGACAUCCUCGCCGAGAUGAUCGCCUACGACCCUAGCCUCAAGAUUGGCACCAACUACACCGGCGGCGUUGACGUUGCCGAGCUCAUGCGCGAGAUGGCCUCCGCUCCCGGUGUCGGUCUCGACUAA